GUUUCCGGUGUUGUGACUGAGACCCGUCAAUAUGGCGGCGAUCGGCCGCGGCCGCUCGCUGAAGAAUCUCCGAAUACGAGGGCGGAAUGACAGCGGCGAGGAGAACGUCCCGCUGGAUCUGACCCGAGAACCUUCUGAUAACUUACGGGAGAUCCUGCAAAAUGUGGCCAAAUUGCAAGGAGUAUCAAAUAUGAGAAAGCUAGGCCAUCUGAAUAACUUUACUAAGCUUCUUUGUGAUAUUGGCCACAGUGAAGAAAAAUUGGGUUUUAACUAUGAGGAUAUCAUUAUUUGUUUGCGGUUAGCUUUAUUAAAUGAAGCUAAAGAAGUGAGAGCAGCAGGGCUACGAGCUCUUCGGUAUCUCAUCCAAGACUCCAGUAUUCUGCAGAAGGUGCUAAAAUUGAAAGUGGACUAUUUAAUAGCUAGGUGUAUUGACAUACAGCAGAGCAACGAGGUAGAGAGAACACAAGCACUUCGAUUAGUCAGAAAGAUGAUUACUGUGAAUGCUUCCUUAUUUCCUAGCUCUGUGGCCAACUCAUUAAUAGCAGUUGGAAAUGAUGGACUUCAGGAAAGAGACAGAAUGGUUCGAGCCUGCAUUGCCAUUAUCUGUGAACUAGCACUUCAGAAUCCAGAGGUGGUGGCCCUUCGAGGUGGACUAAAUACAAUCUUAAAAAAUGUGAUUGAUUGCCAAUUAAGUCGAAUAAAUGAGGCCCUCAUUACUACAAUUUUGCACCUUCUUAAUCAUCCAAAGACCCGGCAAUAUGUGAGAGCUGAUGUAGAAUUAGAGCGAAUAUUAGCACCCUAUACUGAUUUUCACUACAGGCAUAGUCCAGAUACAGCUGAAGGACAGCUCAAAGAAGACAGAGAAGCUCGGUUUCUAGCCAGUAAAAUGGGAAUCAUAGCAACAUUCCGGUCCUGGGCAGGUAUUAUUAAUUUAUGUAAACCUGGAAAUUCUGGGAUACAGUCUCUAAUUGGAGUACUUUGCAUACCAAAUAUGGAAAUACGGCGAGGUUUGCUUGAAGUGCUUUAUGAUAUAUUUCGUCUUCCUCUUCCUGUUGUGACUGAAGAGUUUAUAGAAGCACUGCUCAGUGUAGAUCCAGGUAGAUUCCAAGACAGUUGGAGGCUUUCAGAUGGAUUUGUAGCAGCCGAGGCAAAAACUAUUCUUCCUCACCGUGCCAGAUCCAGGCCAGACCUCAUGGAUAAUUAUUUGGCAUUGAUACUCUCUGCAUUUAUUCGUAAUGGACUUUUAGAGGGUUUGGUUGAAGUGAUAACAAACAGUGAUGAUCAUAUCUCAGUUCGAGCUACCAUUCUUUUAGGAGAGCUUUUACAUAUGGCAAACACAAUUCUUCCUCAUUCGCAUAGCCAUCAUUUGCACUGUUUACCAACCCUAAUGAAUAUGGCUGCAUCCUUUGAUAUCCCCAAGGAAAAAAGACUGCGAGCCAGUGCAGCCUUGAACUGCUUAAAACGCUUCCAUGAAAUGAAGAAACGAGGACCUAAGCCUUACAGCCUUCAUUUAGAUCACAUUAUUCAGAAAGCAAUUGCAACACACCAGAAACGGGAUCAAUAUCUCCGAGUUCAGAAAGAGAUAUUUUUUCUUAAGGAUACAGAGGAAGCACUUUUAAUGAACCUUAGAGAUAGUCAAGUCCUUCAACAUAAAGAGAAUCUUGAUUGGAAUUGGAAUCUCAUAGGGACCAUUCUUAAGUGGCCAAAUGUAAAUCUAAGAAACUAUAAAGAUGAACAGUUGCACAGGUUUGUACGAAGGCUACUUUAUUUUUACAAGCCCAGCAGUAAAUUAUAUGCCAACCUAGAUCUGGAUUUUGCCAAGUCCAAGCAGCUCACAGUUGUGGGGUGCCAGUUUACAGAAUUUCUUCUUGAAUCUGAAGAGGAUGGGCAAGGAUAUUUAGAAGAUCUAGUAAAGGAUAUUGUUCAGUGGCUCAAUGCCUCAUCUGGAAUGAAACCUGAAAGAAGUCUUCAAAAUAAUGGUUUAUUGACUACCCUUAGUCAACACUACUUUUUAUUUAUUGGAACACUUUCUUGCAACCCUCAUGGAGUCAAAAUGCUGGAAAAAUGCAGUGUAUUUCAAUGUCUCCUUAACCUAUGUUCCUUGAAAAACCAAGAUCAUUUACUAAAACUGACAGUUUCUAGCUUGGACUAUAGCAGAGAUGGAUUGGCUAGAGUUAUCCUUUCCAAAAUCCUAACUGCAGCCACUGAUGCCUGUAGGCUGUAUGCAACAAAACAUUUAAGGGUAUUAUUGAGAGCUAAUGUUGAAUUCUUCAGUAAUUGGGGAAUUGAGUUACUCGUGACACAGCUGCACGAUAAAAACAAAACGAUCUCCUCUGAAGCUCUUGAUAUCCUUGAUGAAGCAUGUGAAGACAAGGCCAAUCUCCAUGCUCUUAUUCAGAUGAAGCCAGCUUUAUCUCAUCUUGGAGACAAAGGCUUGCUUCUCCUCCUGAGAUUUCUCUCUAUUCCAAAAGGAUUUUCCUAUCUGAAUGAAAGGGGUUUUGUAGCAAAACAAUUGGAAAAAUGGCACAAGGAAUAUAAUUCAAAAUAUGUUGACUUGAUUGAGGAACAACUUAAUGAAGCACUUACUACUUACCGGAAGCCUAUUGAUGGUGAUAAUUACGUCCGUCGGAGUAACCAAAGAUUACAGCGUCCUCAUGUCUACCUACCUGUACACCUGUAUGGACAACUGGUACACCACAAAACAGGCUGUCAUUUGUUGGAAGUACAGAAUAUUGUUACAGAACUCUGUCACAACGUUCGUACAUCAAAUUUGGAUAAAUGGGAAGAAAUUAAAAAACUGAAAGCAUCCCUUUGGGCCUUGGGAAAUAUUGGCUCAUCAAAUUGGGGUCUCAAUUUGCUACAAGAAGAAAAUGUGAUUCCGGAUAUAUUAAAACUUGCGAAACAGUGUGAGGUUCUUUCCAUCAGAGGGACCUGUGUAUAUGUGCUUGGGCUCAUAGCCAAAACUAAACAAGGCUGUGAUAUUCUAAAAUGUCACAACUGGGAUGCUGUGAGGCAUAGUCGCAAACAUCUGUGGCCAGUAGUUCCAGAUGAUGUGGAACAGCUCUGUAAUGAACUCUCAUCUAUCCCAAGCACCCUAAGUUUAAACUCAGAGUCAACUAGCUCCAGGCAUAAUAGUGAAAGUGAAUCUGCACCAUCGAGCAUGUUCAUCCUGGAGGAUGACCGCUUCGGCAGCAGCUCUACUAGUACGUUUUUCCUUGACAUCAACGAAGAUGCGGAGCCAGCAUUUUAUGACCGACCUGGACCUGUAAAGGAUAAAAAUUCAUUCCCUUUCUUUGCUUCUAGUAAAAUUGUGAAGAAUCGUAUUUUAAAUUCACUCAGUUUGCCUAAUAAAAAACAUCGUAGUAGCAGUGAUCCAAAAGGAGGGAAAGCGCCAUCUGAAAAUAAGACAAGCAGCAGGCGGAUCAGAACGCUCACGGAGCCUUCCAGUGUGGACUUCAAUCAUAGUGAUGAUUUCACACCCAUAGCCACAGUACAGAAAACGUUACAAUUAGAAACUUCAUUCGUUGGGAAUAAACACAUUGAAGACACUGGUAGCACUCCAAGUAUUGGAGAAAAUGACUUAAAAUUCACUAAGAGUCUUGGUACAGAGAAUCACAGAGAAAACACAAGCAGAGAGAGGUUAGCUGUAGAAAGUUCAGCAACCUCACAUAUGAAGAUACGCAGCCAAAGUUUUAAUACAGACACUACGACAAGUGGCAUAAGUUCAAUGAGCUCGAGUCCUUCACGAGAGACAGUAGGUGUUGAUGCUACAACUAUGGACACAGACUGUGGAAGUAUGAGUACUGUGGUAAGUACUAAAACUGUUAAGACAAGCCACUAUUUGACACCACAGUCUAACCAUCUGUCUCUCUCCAAAUCAAACUCAGUAUCCCUGGUGCCUCCCGGUUCUUCUCAUACACUUCCUAGAAGAGCGCAGUCCCUUAAAGCUCCCUCUAUUGCUACAAUUAAAAGUCUAGCAGAUUGCAACUUUAGUUACACGAGUUCGCGAGAUGCCUUUGGCUACGCUACACUGAAAAGGUUGCAGCAACAAAGAAUGCAUCCAUCCUUAUCUCACUCGGAAGCUUUGGCGUCUCCAGCCAAAGAUGUGCUGUUUACUGAUACCAUCACCAUGAAGGCCAACAGCUUUGAGUCCAGGUUAACACCAAGCAGGAUCGAUUUUAAAAAGAAGCAUGUCGGGGGAAUCAGGAGCUUAAGACCUACAAUAACAAACAACCUUUUCAGGUUCAUGAAAGCUUUAAGUUAUGCUUCAUUAGAUAAAGAAGACUUAUUAAGUCCUAUUAAUCAAAAUACCCUACAACGAUCCUCCUCAGUGAGGUCCAUGGUGUCCAGUGCUACAUAUGGUAGCUCAGAUGAUUAUAUUGGUCUUGCUCUACCAGUAGACAUCAAUGAUAUAUUCCAGGUAAAGGAUAUUCCCUAUUUUCAGACAAAAAAUCUAUCUCCACAUGAUGAUCGAGCUGCAAGAGUUUUUGCCCCAGAUGCAGGAGGUCUUUCAUCUGGAACUGGAGGUCUUGUAAAAAACUCUUUCCACUUGCUGCGACAGCAGAUGAGUCUUACAGAAAUAAUGAAUUCAAUCCAUUCAGAUGCCUCUCUGGUUUUAGAAAGUAUGGAAGACACUGGACUACAGGAACAUACAGAUGAUAACUGCCUUUAUUGUGUCUGUAUUGAAAUUCUGGGUUUCCAGCCUAGUAACCAACUAAGUGCAAUAUGUAGUCAUUCAGACCUUCAAGACAUUCCAUAUUCUGACUGGUGUGAGCAGACGAUCCAUAACCCCUUAGAAGUGGUUCCCUCUAAGUUUUCGGGGAUUUCUGGGUGCAGCGAUGGAGUGUCUCAAGAAGGCUCAGCCAGUAGCACCAAAAGCACAGAAUUGCUACUAGGUGUUAAAACAAUUCCAGAUGACACACCAAUGUGCCGUAUUCUCCUUCGAAAAGAAGUUCUAAGAUUAGUCAUUAAUUUGAGUAGUUCCGUUUCAACUAAGUGUCAUGAAACUGGACUUUUAACAAUUAAAGAGAAGUAUCCUCAAACAUUUGACGACAUAUGUCUUUACUCUGAGGUUUCCCAUUUGCUGUCACACUGCACAUUUCGACUUCCAUGUCGGAGGUUUAUACAAGAAUUAUUUCAAGAUGUACAGUUUUUACAAAUGCAUGAAGAAGCAGAAGCUGUGUUGGCAACAGCACCAAAGCAACCUAUCAUUGAUACAUCUGCUGAAUCCUGACCUCAUAUUUAUGGUGUAUGUAGGCAUAUCCUAUAUAUAUUCAUAUUUGUGGAUUUCCUAAAAGCCUCAGAAAAUGCUGACUGACUGGGCAGCAAAGACAGGAGCAUCUUCUGUAACCUGUUCCAGCAAUUACUGGUACAUGGACAGUUGGAACUGCUGACUUCCCUAACCAAAACAAUGUCCUCUCCCCCUCGUUGAGCACUUUGGGGGUGGGCGUCAUUAUUCAUUACCACAGUUUCAUGAGUUUUACUUACCAUUGUAUGCAAGAGCCAAGCACUGAAUACCUAUGUAGGUUUCCUUUUUUUUUUUUUCAUUUGAACAGCAUAAAGACAGUGGAACAAUGAUAGGAUACGCAGAAACACCCUCACACAGUUGUGUAUGAAUUCUGUUUUUAGGGUAAAUAUAAAGAUGCCUUGUUUGUUUACUACUUUGUGAAAUCCAGGACUCUGUCUCUGAGGCUGCAUCCUGUUAGCACAAUGGGGUGUGCUCUAACUGCUGGUAUUAGAAGGGAAACUUUGGCCCUUCCAUAUUGUUCCUAACGUUGGUAACACUACUUCAGAGGUGUGUGACCUCAAAGUGAAAAGAAGAGCCUCAACCACCCCGGACUUAUAAGUUAUUUUUAUGUUAUUAGGAUUACAUUAAGGUUGUUACUUGUUUUCCAUCUCUUCAACUUCGUUGCAAUGUAACAUUAUAGGCUAUUUGAACUGAUUAAGGUUUUUCACUACAGUUCCCGAUUAAAGUCAGAAAAUCAUGUGAUAAUUGAAAGUAUUUUCCAUUUGUAGAAUGUGCAUACUUUCUGUGGACUUCUGUUUUCAUCAGCUUCCCAUGUCAUUACUUUGAAUGGGAACUUGAGCAAGCACUAUUAAUUUUAGACCUAAAGUAAAAGAAAGCAUUAAGUAAAGCUUUGGAUCUCCUGAGGAAAAGGUAAGUUUGCCUACAAUUUACACAUUCCAUGGGAAAAUAAGAGCCAUAUUUCCUUUUAAAAAAUCAUUAAUAAAACUGAUUAUUAUGUUUAAAAAUUGUAGUGAAAAGCCUUAAACACCAAAUUUAGCAGCAGCAGUAAUUUAAUUUUUCUACCAGUAUUGUUGUUUUGCACAAAUGAAAUGCAGUGAUAGGUGAGUUUAUGAGGACAGUAAUUGCCUUUAUCACAUUUGUGAAAUUGUUUAGUUGGUGAGGGCAAGGCUUUUUUGUUUGUUUUAAUUUGUGUAUGUCUAAAGAUAUUUGGAAAUUUUUACAGGAAUUAAACAUAUAUGCAAAUUUGUAUAUAAAAUAGCAUGGCCAUCAUCAUUAGAAUGCUUGUAAAUGAAAGGAAUAUCUUUUCUGAGAUCUAUAUAAAAACAGAAAACACAAUUCCAGCUGGACUCAUUAGGACCCUUUUUUAAUUCAUUGGUGUGCACCAUUUUUACAAUAAUACAUCAGCUGGGACACAAUCAUAGCCUGUUCAUUAAUAUUUUCCCAUGUUGCAGAUCAUGUUUGUAAUGAGUUUGUUCUUUUGAGAUCUCUGUAAAGAAACCUGUGAACUAGAAAAUGUAACUCACAGAGAUGCGCUUUUUUUUUAGUUUGCUGGCACUGAAAGUUCCACUUGGGAUGAAGAGUUUCAUCUCGCUUCCUAACACCUCUGACCGCACUUCAGUGAACUGUUCUUACGUGCACUGUGUAGCAGCUUACAUUACAGUAAAGCAGAUAAGGGCUGUAAGCUGCUGCUUACGUUAAAAAGUGCUUCUUCAGAUUUUCUCUUAUAAAGCCCAAAUGAAGAUAAACAAUUUUGUUCUUAAUUUUAAUUUAUCGCUGAACCCAAGUGUUUAUUUAAAUGUUGGUAGUACUUCUAAGAACGUUGCCUGUCACCUUGGUCUUGGAUAAUUAAAUUGCCUUUCCAGAGAACCAAAUGUCAGAGAUACUAGACCAAAUAGUGGUUAAAGACUCCAAAGGAAGUAAUGUAGUAAUCUUACUCAUAAUGGGAUUAACAUAUUGUAGACAUUCAUUUUAAAUACUACCUCAGUUAACAUAGAGUAUAAAAUCUGUGGUUUAAUCCCUCCUAAGUAACCAGUAGUUUGUUUCUUCACACGCCACCACUCCCAUCCCUGUACCCUUCAUCCUUCCUGAAAUUAGGACUUAGUUGCUUUUAGCCUGAACAGUUUUUGGAUGGUUACUUUGAAAGAUGUUUGUAUAUCAUCGUAUCUGCCUAUAGCACUUAGUUUGGGGAGACACUCAGAGCUUUGUGGUUAUAGUAAACUAAGAAAAUGUCAGUACUUAAAUUUAGAGUGCUGUUUGGUUUGUACUUGGUUUCCCUGACAGGUUUAAUAUGUUUUCUUUGAGUACUUGUUUGUAUAAAAGUAGACUUUUAUGAUGAAAAAUGCUCACAUGCAGUGCCAAGCAACUAAUUUAGAUGUUUAAAAAUAUUAAAUUAUAGCAAAAAAUGUUAGGAAUGGUGUCAGUGGUAAUAGAAGUAAUUGAGAAAAUCAUCUAUAAAUAAUAGAUAUUACCAGACAAUAGAAGACCAAAAUAAUGUCAAUAGUGUAGUUUAUGAAGAUUUUAGAAUUAAUCUUAGUCUAUAAAUUUGUACUAUGGGUAAUUAUUGAAUAAUUUGGAGGAACUUGGGCAGUUAUGCUGGUUGUAAACUGUGAAUUUCUAAUUGCAAAGUGAAUUGUCAUUUCUAAUUGAAUUUUUUUUUCAAGAACAGAUUUGAGCUUCACAUACUAAGUAAAUACUGACAAACAAGAAAAUUAGAUAUUUAGUAUUUAUAAUAAUAUGGUCUAAAAUUUCUUACGCUUUUAUUUCCUGUUGUAUGCUUAGGAAGAUUGGGGGGGUCUUUUUUCCCUAAUUAAAAUAUUUCUAAUAAGGAUUGGUAGCACAAGGACAUUCUGUAAGUCAGAGACCCUUCGCAGGUGGUCACAUUACUGUAUUUAUUACUCUGACCUAAUGACAUGUACAGGUACUUUUGAAAUGGGGGCUCUUUAUCCAGAGAUAAAUUAAAGCUGAGUUUCGUAGCAUGUCACAGUGGCACAGUAUUCAACAGUGAGGUGUCAAUGCUUAUUGACAUUUGUCUACUGCUAUUUAUAUAAAAUUUUAUUUCAUUCAGAGGAUGCCUUUUAUCCCUACAAUAAAGCACAGAUCAUUAAGCAAUAAAAAGAAAACAAUAAACUGUUCUGUCAUUCAAAUUAUAAUGCAGUUAUUGUUGCAUGGUAAGAGUGAGGUGCUAAUUUUUGUGUGUGGAUUAGCUUUGUAAUCUACCUUGGGAAAUUUCCUUUGAAAGUAAAGUGUUCUUCCCCCUUAGUCUCUUGGCUCCAGUUUUGUCUCAAACUCAUGAUCCAUUAACAUAUAGGAAAAAGAAAAGAUUCGCUUGAUUGAGAGGGCUUUUUAUGAGAAAAGCUGUUUAGAAUGAAAACGUUUCAGAUUUUCCAAAAAUGAAAAUUUGAGAACGGCUGCUAUAUCUCCCCAUUCACAAAAUACAUUGUUACCAUCUUAAUUUCAAGAGUCUCACUACAGUGGGUCUCAUCGGGAAAGCAUCUCAAUGUUUAUAAAGAACGUGGACACCUGUGAGAAUCUUUCUAAGACUUCUUUUCUCCUUUAGUUCCAGGCUGCCAGGGUGUUCAUUCACAGUAGGUUUAUGUGACUCACAGAAUGUGGAUUUCUUCUUGUCCCCUUUGGAAUACUUUUGUAAUGUAGGUGGACAGCAGUGCCACAGCAUGCAUAAAUUGCACAUUUUGUUUGACUUUCUUUAUAAACUAUUUAAUUUGAAAGAUAGUGUAUGCCCCAGACAAGCAUACCUUGCAAUUUUGCCACUAAAUAGGUUGAUUUAGCACAAAAUGCAAAGACUGGGGGUAGGGGGUAAAAAAACAUUGAAAGUGUCUGUACUGGCCUGUCAGAAACCCUGAAGCUGCCAUGGAAACAAAUGGUGUACAUUAAAGAAUUGCAGACUCAGUGCUCCCUAACCACAUGAUUUCUUUUUCUUUUUUUUUUUUUUUAUUUAGUAACGCUGCUACAUAUUUGGAGGUUCUCGUGUAUGUAGGUCACUGAGCAGACAUUGAAAUCUGAUUUAUAUUGUAUAACUGUAACAUAGAAAGAAAAAGUAUUUAUAUAUUUUCCGUAAGAAUAUUUCAUUGAGUUGUGUAUAAUUUAAAUAAGAUUUGUCCCCAAAUGGUUUUGCUCACCUUUUUUUUUUUCUUUUCGUGGUUUCCUUGUUUUGUACAAUGUGUACAGUUUAUGUCAAGGGCAUUAAAAGCCUCCUGAAGCAUAAUCUUAUCAAAGGGAUACAUUGUUAAUAAAAUGUACUUAAAAUUCUUAAA
This is a messenger RNA of Orycteropus afer afer, 9519 nucleotides long. NCBI's taxonomy places the organism in Eukaryota, Metazoa, Chordata, Mammalia, Tubulidentata, Orycteropodidae. The record is from RefSeq and is a predicted model, not a curated record.